UGCUUCAAGAUUUUUCAUCAAUCAAUCAUAAUCUUGUAUUGCCCGGAAAACAUGGUGGGAAAAUAGCAAUAAUCAAUGCCAAUCAAAUUGAUUUAAACCUUCGGGAAGGAUUCGUGAGUAAAUUAUUCGGGAGAUAUAUCAUUUUUCAUUUUAGAACUUGUGUAACCAAAGUCUUAAAAAUAUAAAAAUUGAUAUUUGUUUCAAUGUAAAUUUUUCUUCUUUUUAUUAGUGAAGUUUUUUUUUUUUUGUGUGUAACAAAUGGGGUUGCAGAUUAGGAAAAUUGUUUUCCUUGAUUUUAGAAAUACGAUUAUGUCUCCUAUUUUAUGUGGUGGAGAACAAAUUGAAUGGAAAUACAACAACAGACUUUGACAGGCAUGGUCGCAUGGCGUGGAAAACAAAAUAAUACCAUGAUUUUUAUUUCAUUUCAUCCAAAUAUUUGAUUAAAUGAUUGGUUUGAGUCUGAUGCAUGGUGUCUGUGUCGUGGGCGUGGGUCUCCCAUCAUCCCUCGGGCAACCUAAACUUGCAAGGGUGAGAAUCCAAUGCUCCACCAAGGUUUCUAGCAGCAGACAACAAUUGCUUGAAAGUGUAGACAAGGAGCUAACUAAAGGGGAUGAUAGAGCUGCUCUUGCACUUGUUAAGGAUUUACAAGGCAAACCCAACGGGCUUCAGUGUUUCGGUGCGGCUAGACAGGUUCCUCAAAGGCUUUAUACAUUGGAUGAAUUGAAGCUAAAUGGAAUAGAAGCUAUGUCUCUUCUAUCACCUGUGGAUACAACUCUUGGUUCAAUUGAGAGAAAUUUGUUGAUUGCUGCUAUUGUUGGAGGGUUUGCUGCUUGGAAUGUCUUUGGAAUUUCCCAACAACAAAUCUUUUAUAUAUCUUUGGGAUUGCUGUUUCUGUGGACUCUGGAUUUGGUCUCUUUUGGUGGAGGUCUUGGUAGCUUGGUUGUUGAUACAAUCGGUCACAAAUUCAGUCAGAAAUACCACAACAGGGUUAUUCAACAUGAAGCUGGCCAUUUUUUAAUUGCUUAUCUGGUUGGAAUACUUCCUAAAGGAUAUACACUUUCUAGUUUGGAUGGUAUGAUGAAGGAGGGUUCUCUCAAUAUUCAAGCAGGCACAGCCUUUGUGGAUUUUGAGUUUCUCGAAGAAGUUAACUCGGGGAAAGUAUCAGCUACAACAUUGAACAAAUUUUCAUGUAUAGCCUUGGCCGGGGUAUGCACCGAGUAUCUUAUAUAUGGAUUUUCUGAAGGAGGUUUGGAUGACAUAAGAAAGUUAGAUUCUUUGCUCAACGGACUGGGCUUCACACAGAAGAAGGCGGAUUCUCAAGUUAGAUGGUCUGUGCUAAACACAGUCUUACUCCUGCGUCGGCAUGAAGCAGCUCGGUCUAAGCUUGCCGAGGCCAUGUCUAUGGGAAGUUCUGUAGGAUCCUGCAUUGAUAUUAUAGAGAAUUCUAUCAAUGUUUCAGAUCUAUAACGGAAGUUGGAUAUACUGUACAUGUUCCUGCAUCCUGGCACAUUGGUUCAAGUUUCGGAAAAAAUUCCAUUCGGUGUUACCCUGGUCAAAUCUUUAUGCAAGCAGAUUGUGAAUGGCUUUUGUUACACUUGAACGGGUUAGCGAUCUCCGAGACUGCGUGUGUGAAGGAUCCUUUAUGAAGAGAAAAAGGACAAGUGAUGUAACCCUGCAAAGUAGGUUUAAUUUUUAAGGAUAAAGUAAACUUGUAUACAUAACAUAGUUGAGGUAUGCUUAAGUAACUCAUUUGAACAUAUUUGUAUGGCUAUGCACCAGAAAGAGGUUGACCAUUCUCUGAACUUGUAUAUACAGUUCAUGACUCUACACAGGAUAAUUCAAGUCUUUGACCAUGUA
Messenger RNA from Medicago truncatula (barrel medic), 1857 nucleotides. RefSeq lists its product as uncharacterized. The coding region runs from base 445 to 1467 and encodes 340 amino acids. The record is from RefSeq and is a predicted model, not a curated record. Gene Ontology annotation, biological process: proteolysis. The transcript is spliced from 7 exons. Gene Ontology annotation, molecular function: ATP-dependent peptidase activity; ATP binding; metalloendopeptidase activity. NCBI's taxonomy places the organism in Eukaryota, Viridiplantae, Streptophyta, Magnoliopsida, Fabales, Fabaceae.